Messenger RNA from Toxotes jaculatrix (banded archerfish), 2939 nucleotides. It is a transcript of the gene anapc7, whose product is annotated as anaphase promoting complex subunit 7. The record is from RefSeq and is a predicted model, not a curated record. Gene Ontology annotation, molecular function: protein binding. Gene Ontology annotation, biological process: cell division. NCBI's taxonomy places the organism in Eukaryota, Metazoa, Chordata, Actinopteri, Toxotidae. The transcript is spliced from 11 exons. Bases 87 to 1784 code for a protein of 565 amino acids.
CCAGAAGCUAGCUAGCGUUAGCUGUUUACAAGUCCAAACUUUUAACUAGAGACGGAAAGCUAAAGCUACCAUCAACCUAACCGAAAAUGAAUGUAAUAGAUCAUGUACGGGAUAUGGCCGCCGCUGGUCUUCAUUCUAAUGUCCGGAUAUUGAGCAGUUUGUUGUUGACGAUGAGUAAUAACAAUCCAGAGCUGUUCUCACCGGCCCAGAAGUACCAGCUGUUGGUUUACCACGCCGAUGCCAUCUUCCAUGAUAAGGAAUAUCGUAACGCUGCCUGCAAAUACAGCAUGGCUCUGCAGCAGAAGAAGGUGCUCAGUAAAACAUCUAAAGUUCGUACUUCUACUGGUGGAGCAGCAUCUAACAUACAGGCUCAGAGUUUGCCGUCAGAAAUUGAGGUGAAGUACAAGAUAGCUGAAUGCUACACCAUCUUGAAACUGGACAAAGAUGCUAUUGCCGUGCUGGAUGGGAUUCCAUCCAGACAGAGGACUCCAAAGAUCAACAUGAUGUUAGCUAACCUGUACAGGAAAGCUGGUCAGGAGCGUUCUGCAGUGACGAGCUACAAAGAGGUUCUCAGACAGUGUCCCCUCGCCCUGGAUGCAAUCAUUGGCCUUCUCUCUCUGUCAGUCAAAGGAGCUGAAGUGGCGUCCAUGACUAUGGAUGUGAUUCAGAGUAUCCCCAACCUGGACUGGCUCUCUGUUUGGAUCAAAGCUUAUGCCUUCAUACAUGCAGGGGACAAUCAAAGAGCCAUCAACACCAUUUGCUCUCUGGAGAAGAAGUCUCUCCUGCGGGACAACGUGGAUCUCCUGGUGAGCCUGGCAGAUGUCUACUUCAGGGCAGGGGACACCAAAAACGCCAUCCUCAAAUUUGAACAGGCCCAGAUGUUGGACCCAUACCUCAUCAAAGGAAUGGAUGUUUAUGGCUACCUGAUGGCCCGGGAAGGACACCUGGAGGACGUUGAGGUCUUGGGAGGACGAUUAUUUAAUAUUUCAGACCAGCAUGCUGAACCGUGGGUGAUCUCUGGCUGUCACAGCUUUUAUAGCAAGCGUUACUCCAGAGCUCUGUACCUGGGAGCCAAGGCCAUCCAGCUGAACAGCAACAGUGUGCAGGCUCUCCUCCUGAAGGGGGCAGCACUGAGAAACAUGGGUCGCGUUCAAGAAGCCAUCAUCCAUUUCAGAGAGGCCAUGCGUUUGGCACCCUGCCGACUCGACUGCUACGAAGGUCUGAUCGACUGUUACUUGGCAUCCAAUGGGAUUCGAGAGGCCAUGGGGAUGGCUAAUAACAUUUAUAAGACUCUGGGGGCCAAUGCACAGACUCUGACCAUCCUUGCCACGGUGUGCCUGGAAGACCCCGUGACUCAGGAGAAAGCCAAAACCCUGCUGGACAAAGCACUGGCCCAGAGGCCCGACUACACCAAGGCUGUGGUCAAAAAGGCUGAACUGCUGAGUCGAGAACAGAAAUAUGAGGAAGGCAUCGCUCUCCUCCGGAAUGCUUUGGCCAAUCAGAGUGAUUGUGUCCUGCACAGAAUGCUGGGAGAUUUUCUGGUGGCUGUCAAUGAUUACCAAGAAGCCAUGGAUCAGUACAGCAUAGCACUAAGCCUGGAUCCCAAUGACCAGAAGUCUUUAGAAGGCAUGCAGAAGAUGGAGAAAGAGGAGAGUCCAACAGACGCCACGGUGGAGCUGGACGGCGACGACAUGGAGGGCAGCGGAGAGGACGGAGACCUGGAGGGCAGUGACAGUGAAGCAGCCCAAUGGGCUGAUCAGGAACAGUGGUUUGGUAUGCAGUGACCCCGGACCUCCGAAGGUUCCUCGGUCAGUACCACCUUCUAACACGCUGCAGCCUGUGGGAGCCUUCAGCCAUCAGGGCUGUCAAACAGACCAAGGGGCCGCACUGCUCCUCACGUCUCACAGAGGUUGACACCAAGCGACUGACGUUGCCAACUUUAGGGACAAUGCAACUUUGUCUGACGCCCCCGGUUUGCAGUACAGCUACAGGAGGACUUUAGUGCUUUUAUGGAAACGCAGCUUCGUGCAGAACUCCAGCCAUUUUUGACGUAACGUUGUUUUCCUGUCAUAUGGACAGUCUUACAGGCCCCUGCACUGUGAGGCUUCUUUUCUCACCCAUACAGUGGUUCAGUACAGCCUUACAGGACCAGCACACACUCAACCCCAGAGUGAAUGGAGAUGUGCUGUUCAGUAAUUGGCUGCAGUGUGUUUGUAACAGUGAAGUUGUAUCACUUCUGUUUCAUCUUUGCUGUCAGUCUGUGGUUAUCAGAAUAAAUGGAUCACUGUUCCUGGUCAUGAAAAGUACAACGUAAAGUUGAAUAUACUUGUUACAAAGUGAGAGUCAGUGUAUUUUAAGGACCUGCUUUGGAUCCUCUUUGAGGUUGAGCUCUGAGGUUCAUAGAGGGCAUUUCCAGGCAGUGGGAAAUGUCCACUGAAGCUACUGUUACAAUCAACAGGUGCGAUAGGAAAUUUUGUUUGGGCCAAAAAUGGCUGGAGUUAUCAGUGACGUGUUACAGGAGGGACCGACAAAGAGUUUUAAUCUGUGUUUUGUUUGAGCCUGACAGACUCACAGGUUUGCCACAGAGGAAGCAAGGUGUAGAUAAAGUGUCACAAUAAAAGUUGUGAAUGUGCCAGGACUUUGCGUCUGUGGCAGGCAAACAAUGGGUCUGUGAAAAAAGUGAGUAUGUACCUUAUCUCUGCUGCUCUUUGAAAUACAUCAUCUUAAUUUUUAAUCUGUCACAUUUGAAGUUUUGUGUCAUGUAACGUACAUGUGCUUUAUUUUUUUGAGUGUGUUUCUUCAGUCUGCCUUUCUGUAUCAAAAUAACCCAAUGAUUGACAUGACUUUUCAGUUGGGAUGUGUUACCCAUUUCAAGAUGUUUAUAGUAUUUUGUACAUAUUUUUAAGAUGUAUAAUAAAAUUAUUAAAACACUCACUUGA